AUGGCCAGUCAGAAUAGUCCUCUGUCCAUAACAUCCAGCGUUUCUGGAAUGUUAAUUUCUGUAACUGAUGUUGUAGCAGUGAUGCAUGUUCGAUUCACAUACUUACCAGAUGCUGACAGUGAAUAUUUCCCCAAGUCAAGGCAUCACCUUUGUAACAUACAACGGGAUUCACAAUUGCUUCACGGAUAGGAUCAAAGGAUCGUUCUGCACAUGAGGAGGAAUUCCAGAUUUAUAUGUCCAUGAUGAAAGAGCUUGUAAAAUUUGAAGAAAGAUUACUGGAACUGGUGGCAGAAGCGGAAUUGAAGGCUAGUACUGAAGAUGAUCAAUGGAAGAAAUGGGUUUUGGUACCGAAAAGUAUGGCAUUUAGAACGAGUGCAGCUAUGUCAUGCCUACUCCUGAGGAGGAAAGCUUUGAAAUUAGUUAGGCAAAGAGAUGCGAGAGUUUCUUUUGUCAGAUGAGUAUGAUGUCAUCGUAAGUGUAAUAUCUGAAGUAUAAGGGGCUCGAAACUGACUAAAUUAGGCGAGUUUGAGGCCAAGAAUCACGGCAAAGAAACCAAAAAAGUUAGACCACAAAAGACUUGACUGUCUUGAACGUACAUUUUAUUCUCAACGUGAGACGCUAGAUCGAUUGGGAGUUUCUGGUAUACCGAUUGAUGAAUCGAGCUUGAAUCGAAUCUGA
Molecule: messenger RNA, 678 nt
Organism: Sclerotinia trifoliorum
Lineage: Eukaryota; Fungi; Ascomycota; Leotiomycetes; Helotiales; Sclerotiniaceae
Source: the annotation of a GenBank genome assembly